AUGCCAUCUUAUGCAAAAUUCUUAAAGGAUAUUCUCUCUAACAAGAAGAAGCUAGAAGGGAAUGCUACAGUUGCAUUGACUGCAGUGUGUAGUGCAAUUUUGCAAAACACACUUCCUAAGAAAUUAAGCGAUCCAGGUAGCUAUUCAAUUUCGGUCCUUGGAGGCAUAGAGAUCAACAGGGCAUUCUGUGAUCUUGGUGCAAGUGUGAGUCUUAUGCCGCUCUCUAUUUGCAAGAAACAUCAAAUGGGUGAACUAAAGCCUACGCUCAUAUCACUACAACUUGCGGAUAGGUCGGUUAAGUUUCCUUUAGGUAUAUUUAAAGAUGUUCCUCUUCGCGUGGGAAAAUUCUUUAUUCCAUGA
Messenger RNA from Chenopodium quinoa (quinoa), 360 nucleotides. RefSeq lists its product as uncharacterized. The transcript has a single exon. Bases 1 to 360 code for a protein of 119 amino acids. The record is from RefSeq and is a predicted model, not a curated record. Lineage: Eukaryota; Viridiplantae; Streptophyta; Magnoliopsida; Caryophyllales; Amaranthaceae.